This is a messenger RNA of Bombyx mandarina (wild silkworm), 1357 nucleotides long. Its product is annotated as microvitellogenin-like. The record is from RefSeq and is a predicted model, not a curated record. Gene Ontology annotation, cellular component: extracellular region. NCBI's taxonomy places the organism in Eukaryota, Metazoa, Arthropoda, Insecta, Lepidoptera, Bombycidae.
AUGCUGACUAGCUCCAGCCCUUCACAGGUAAAAACACCGUCAGAGGAAGAAUGGGAAGCCGCCUCUGAGCCAGACUACGACACAAAUGAGGACCUGUUGUAUCCGUACUCCCCAACACCCUACUUCGGUAUGUACCACCUCGUGAAGAUCCCGAUCGGUAGAGGGCUGCUACACCACGUCGAUUACUGGGGAGAAGGAAAAGUGACUAACCUUGGCAAGAUAAGAGGCUUCCCUCAAAGCUACAAUGUAAACGAACAGUUUGCGCUCGUCAGUAAGGGCCACAAUAAGGGAAAGCAAAUACCCAACAGGAUUCCCGUCGUGUCCGUGGACGACAGCGACACUUCCAGUUACAUCAGAGACGGCGGCGUCAAAACUGUUACCAUCAGCACGGGGCCAAUCACUAAGCGGUGCGCUGCAGACGUCGCCAGGAUUGUCAACGCGUCCGAAGGACUCGUCGUUGCCUACGGAUAUUCUGACAAUUCUGACGACAUUCAAAAUCUCGAGCGUGAGCUUGGUAAAAAGGGCUUAUACUAUGGAGCCGGGUACGAACUGCCCGCAGACUUGAGGACCCAGACGGAAUUCAGCACGAAGAGGGUCUUUGCCGACGCAAGUUCAAUCAACAAUCACUUGUACAACUUGGUUACGGGCGGCGACUACUUCAACGCGGUGAAGACUGUGCGCAGUCUCGUCGACAACCAGGGCUCCGGCGUCUGUCGCGACGUCGUCUCGCAGCUCGUCUCGCAUGGCAUCAAGAACGCCAUGUCGUUCGCGUACAAGCUGUGGCACGAGGGCCACAAGGACAUCGUCGAAGAUUACUUCCCGAGCGAAUUCCAACUCAUACUGGACCAAAAGAGAAUUAAACUCAUCGGCAAACAUUACAAUCAAGCUCUCAAACUGGAUGCUAACGUUGACCGGUACAACGACCGCCUAACCUGGGGAGACGGAAAAGACUACACCAGCUACCGAGUCAGCUGGCGACUCAUCUCUCUUUGGGAAAACAACAACGUCAUCUUCAAGAUACUGAACACCGAACACGAGAUGUACUUGAAACUGGACGUGAACGUGGACAGUUACGGCGACAGGAAGACCUGGGGAUCGAACGAUUCCAGUGAGAAGAGACACACCUGGUAUUUAUACCCGGUGAAGGUGGGCGACCAACAGCUGUUCCUCAUCGAGAACCGGGAGUACCGGCAGGGCCUGAAGCUGGAUGCGAACGUGGACUGGUACGGGGACCGCCUUGUGUGGGGGAACAACGGGACAGUCGCCGAUAACCCCGAGUACUACGGCUUCAUAAUCCAGCCGUGGCAGUGAAACCCUCCUACAUCCCAGACGACUGCCGCUACAUCUGACCAUGUUA